AUGCCUUCAAUAACCGUGUUUAUUGCCCUUAUUUUCGCGAUAUUUGCUCAAGCUUUGGACUGCGAGAACUAUGGCAUUGUCAAUGGCUCAGACUGUUUAUGUCCCACAGGGUUUGGAGGUUCGACAUGCUCCCAGCCAGCAUGUGGUGGUACCAUAUUCCAAGGCUCGCAACGCCCCCUAGCCGCUGUGUCGGGGUCCGCCGCCAAUUUGACUGCGGCGGGAUGUUCAUGUGAAAAUGGAUGGACAGGGACAGCUUGUAACGUCUGCCAAACAGCGGAUGCUUGCAAAAAUGGGCUUUCGUCACUGGGUACACUCUCCACAACCUCGCCCACGUUGGGAUCUCAAGGCAAUGACACUAUGGUGUGCAAUACUCAAGCACGGGUUUAUGCUUCCAGUCAGAUGAGUUGCAAAGUCAUUAAUCCCACCCUCCAGGCCAUAUUCCCGUUAUCCUCAACUCUCAAUAUUAUGCGAACACUGCAGCCCGGACUAAGCCCCAUACCCAACACAACGUCCUUUGGAGCUGCCAAUACAGCGUUUGCCCAACUAUUCUACGACGGAGUCGAACAAUUCUAUUGCUCAGCAGAUUCCUGUACGCAAAACUUGAACAGUUCAGGCGCAGGGAGUGCCGAUUGGCAAUGUCAAAACCUGCGAUGUACGUGUCGACCAGGAACCACAUUCUGUGGAAUGAUUGGGGGAGCGAUAAACGGCCUCGGUGGAUCACUAGACAUUGAAUGUGGCGCAGUGGACAAUUCAUCGGAGACAGCGACCUGCAAUUUCAAGCAAGCAACUUUGCAAAGUUUAUUCGGUCCUGGUGGUCUAACCCUAAACGGAUGCACGUUUGGGGAGUGCGUGCGACAGAACGCUAUCGAUGGUUCUAGUGCUAACACCGCUACCGAUAUCACAAAGUCGAAGCCGCUCAGCGGUGGGGUUAUAGCCGGCUUGGCCGUUGUUGGGGCUUUGAUUCUGCUAUCGCUCUUGUUGCUGGCCCUUGGUUUGAGGUCUCAAAGAGCUGCCAGAAGGAGAGGUGUGUCAGUGGAACGAAGCCGAGCAUCUGUAGAGUGGACCAACUUGAGUUACACAAUACCUGGAGAGUCGGAAUCCGUGAAGAUACCGAUAUUUGGAAGGAGGAAAGGCGGCGCAACCGAAAUAUAUACCGACAAAGUAAUUUUGGACAACGUCACUGGAGUUGUCAAACCAGGGCAGAUGAUGGCUAUUCUUGGGCCCAGUGGCGCUGGAAAAACGACUCUGGUUGAAAUUUUGGCGGGAAGGAGCAAAUCAGGAGUCAUAUCAGGACAUUUCGGUGUUAUUGCAGAAAACGCUGAUCAGAAUAGCGCUCCCCGCAUCGGUUUUGUUCCACAGCAGGAUAUACUGCCACCCAUGCUAACCGUAUUUGAGGCUCUUCUGUUCGCUGCUCGGUUGCGUCUACCUGAAACCGUCACAGAGCAAGAGAAGAAAGAUCGCGUCAAUGCAUUGCUUGAAAAAUUAGGCAUAUCAGCUAUCAAAAACUCAAGAAUAGGUGAUGUGAUGGGCAGUAAAAACCGGGGCAUCAGUGGCGGGGAGAUGAGAAGAGUUAGUAUUGGAUUGGAACUGAUUGCCUGUCCUGAUGUGCUUCUUCUGGACGAACCUACCUCCGGCCUUGAUUCAGUAUCAGCGGCGAGGAUCGCCAAUGUGUUGUACGACAUUGCUCACGAUCCUGUCAAUCCAACGCCUAUCAUCGCUUCAAUACAUCAACCAAGGCAAGCCCUACAUCCUGUAUACAUAGAUCUACAGGCUGAUACAACUCUUUUUAGCUCACAAUUGUACCAGAAGUUCGAUCUUGUGGUACUGUUGUCGCACGGUCGCUCCCUCUACUCAGGGCCUGGCGGUUUCGCCCCAGCUGAACAUUUUGCAACCGUCUCUCCUGACACUGUUGCACCCUACCAGCAGGGAUACAAUGUCGCCGAAUACCUUUUGGAAGUCGCCAACGAUCCGCAUGUCAGCCUGUUUCAAAUACAAACCACUUCAUUGCAAGCCGCCACACCUUCGGCUUCUGGUGAUGAUGAACUUCACAAAACUUCAUCCGAAAGCCAACCUCAGAUUAUUUUAUCAGAAAAGGGAUCGACAGCUCACCUUGGAGGUUCCCGAAAACGGAUAUUCUCCAGCAAUAAUUUUAGUCGGAGUGUUUACCCUACAACAUUUUUGACGCAGCUUCAGCAUCUGUGUGGGCGAGAGUGGAAGAUAUUGAAGAGGGACAAGAGUUUGUUCCUGACACAUGUAGUUGUCGCCUCUAUCUUGGGCGUGUUCUGUGGUGGUUUGUACUUCAAUACAGGAAUCACAAUCGCGGGUUUCCAAUCUCGUGUUGGCUGUUUAUUCUUCCUUGGUGCCCUGAUUGCGUUUUCGUCCCUCAGUGCUCUCCACAAUAUGGUUGAAAUACGGCCUCUCUUUCUGCGAGAGCGCUCGAGUGGAUAUUAUAGCCCUACCGCGUGGCUCCUUUCUCGUUUCUUCUUCGAUAUGAUACCUCUCCGAUUGAUUCCCACCAUAAUUGUUGGUUCAAUAACGUACUGGAUGGCAAAUCUUGCUCCCAACGCCGCAAACUUUUUCAAGUUUCUUCUUAUCCUUGUGCUGUAUAGUUUAGCCAUGACACUUUUUAAUUUCCUACUAGGGACUUUGUUCGAGAAUGGAGGAAUUGCCAUCCUCCUUUCUGCUCUUUCGGCUCUAUAUCAGAUGACAUUUGCAGGAUUCUUCGUCCAUUUGAGCGAAAUACCCCCUGUGCUUCGAUGGCUGCAGUGGCUGUGUCCGUUGAAAUAUACCUUGGAGGCGUUAUCAGUCAACGAAGUAGACUCUGGAUUGAUGAUCCAGGAUACCCUGCAGGGUGUACCAGUCAACAUCUCUGCAAGUUUGAUUAUGAAUUUGCUUUUCGGAUUUGGGCUUAACAAUUAUUAUCGGGAUGUUCUCAUCCAUGUAGCUUUCAUUGGUGGAUUCGGUAUUGGAGUCAUUGGAGUUGUGUGGUUUAAAUCCGAGCUCUCCUGUGGACCUGAGGCUGUUCGCAGCAUUUCAGGACUCCAUAGCGAACAUCAGAGAGAAGGGGUUUCUAAUUUCGCCAUGCAAAUCAUUAAAAGGAUCGAACUGGACGAAUACUUUACAUAUUUAAACAAGGACCGAAACGCCCUGGGCCCAGGAAAUAUUGAUGUGGCCGUGGAAUCUCUCCAAGCUUUCAUUGACCUCGUGAAUAAAAUUUCAGAAAAUGUCUGGCGAGACGAAAGAGGAUCCUCUGUCAAUCAGUCAGGAGUUACAUUUAUGGUCGGAAUCACCGGGCAGGGCAUUUAUGACGUGGAGCUCAAAUUUACUUCCCCAGAAUUUCUUUCGACCUUUUACGCUCUGAUCAAGCAUCUGUACGACCCUGGCCAUUUCAAAGACGACCGCUAUGAAGUAGGAUUUAACAACAGGACUCAAAAGUUCGAAUAUACGUUAUCUUUGACCCUCAAGCCGGGGACCACGCCCACGAAACAAGGUGGAUUCCAAGCCAUAUACGCAAGCAAUCCAUUUGGAACAACCACAUAUGUUUUUGCCAUGGACGACAGCAUGGAUCCAUUGAUGAUCAAUAGGCAACCUCUGCGCGUAGUGAAAGACCAAUACUGUCGCAAUACACGUUUCACCGAACCAGAGAUCCUUAAACACAUUCAAAAUACGCCAGGCGUUGUGACGCUACUGCAUGAUGAGGAAUGGAACACUCCUGUGCACUUUGAACACAGAAUCAAACGCCGUCUGGGAUUAUUGCAGCAUGGCGAGCAAUUUAUGCAUAUCCGGACGCUACGUGGUAUGCUGGAAGUCUCAUAUGAUGCACUUGAAGUAACGAGGUAUCUUCGAACCAAACGCAAUGUCCUUCAUCGUGAUCUGAGCAUAGGAAACAUCAUGGUUGUUUGGAAUCGUACUAACGACUCGAACAAAGUCGACGAGGACCCGAAUGAGCCGGAAAUAUGCUUCGUUAAACAUCUUCUGGGCGAAAGUGAUAACCCUCAACAAACCUCUGUUGUUCUUAUCGAUUUCAAUCGUGCAGAGCGUCUAGAUGUCGACCCAAGACAGCCACGGAACGACAGAACCGGAACACCGCUUUUCAUUGCAAGAGCUGUUCAGAAUAACGGACCGUAUCCAGACCUUCCUGCCAGAAGGUUAGUCAUGGUACCCGCCAUGCCCAGCGCUCCGAUGAUCUAUCAACAAUAUCUUCCGACACGUGCCAAAUAUUUUGACCAGGACAAGAUGAAAGAAUACACAUUGGAACAGGACAAGAUGAAUACGACCGAACGAGUGUGGAGGCAUGAGCUCUAUCAUGAAGCAGAAUCAAUAUUUUGGAUCAUGUUAUAUUGGCUUAUGGUCGCUAACGCAGAUUAUGGGGACAAACAUGCAGCCGAAAGGAUCGGAUCCACAGUCUGGAAUCUCUUUACAAGCACAGUUGACUGUGAAGAUCGCGGAGUGCUCCUCGACUCUCUUGUAUCCAAGGCUAUCAAAGCAUCGAAUAUUGUCCACUCCAAAUUCUUUCCUACCGUAAAUGACCUGAUUCGACCCUUAGCGGAGGCCAUUUCGACAGGUCCAUAUUACUUGCCGGAUCACGAAAGCACCGGAGAUCUAAGAACCCACAUAGAAUUCGCCCACGAAGCAUUCCAGCGAAUAAUUCUCAAUUUCAUCAUCGCUCACAAGGACGAUGAGUUUAUGAAGCAUGAAACAAACGUGGAGUCCCCUCGGGGCUUUACAACUAAUAUUCUGCUCAGACAUACUGUACCAUCGCGUCUUUUCACUUCUAGCUCACAAUUCCACACUAAUUCCAAAGGCACUCGUAGCUCACAACAUCUAACUGGUUCUAAAGGCACCACCGGCUCACAAUCCCACACUAAUUCUAAAAGGGCAUCCCCUCUUCCCGAAGAAAAUGAAGGACCAUAUCUUCUUGAAAGUCAAUCCAAGAAGCCUCGCCGUGACGGUCCCUGA
This is a messenger RNA of Psilocybe cubensis, 4959 nucleotides long. RefSeq names its product ABC transporter G family member. The transcript has 15 exons. NCBI's taxonomy places the organism in Eukaryota, Fungi, Basidiomycota, Agaricomycetes, Agaricales, Agrocybaceae. Bases 1 to 4959 code for a protein of 1652 amino acids. Gene Ontology annotation, molecular function: ABC-type transporter activity; protein kinase activity; ATP hydrolysis activity. Gene Ontology annotation, biological process: protein phosphorylation. The record is from RefSeq and is a predicted model, not a curated record. Gene Ontology annotation, cellular component: membrane.